Volvox carteri f. nagariensis is the source of this 1022-nucleotide messenger RNA. RefSeq lists its product as uncharacterized. The record is from RefSeq and is a predicted model, not a curated record. The coding region runs from base 1 to 843 and encodes 280 amino acids. The transcript has 6 exons. Lineage: Eukaryota; Viridiplantae; Chlorophyta; Chlorophyceae; Chlamydomonadales; Volvocaceae.
AUGGCCUCGGUGCACGGAGGAAAAUCGGCUGCUGUGGGAGCUGGUCUGUCAUUCCUUUCAGCUUCGCGGCCUCGGAUAAUUCUCUUUGGAGACAGCCUUACGGAGCGAAGCUUUGACAAUCCGGAGGGUUGGGGGUCAAGUUUGGCGUCUUUUUACGUCCGUCGAGCGGAUGUCGUCAACCGUGGGAUGUCCGGUUACAACACCCGAUGGGCCAUGGAAACCCUUCCUUACGUCUUUGGCCCCACGCUCACGCCGGGUGUUCCAUCCCCCACGGCUGCAUCUGAGCGGGUCAUGUUUGCAACGGUGUUCUUCGGGGCCAACGAUGCAGCGCGGCUUGAAGGGCCAAGCCACUCUGCGCGGCAACAUGUACCGCUGGAUGAGUACCGGUCCAACCUCAAGGAGAUGGUGAGGUACAUUAAGGCCACCGGAGUGGAGAAGGUCGUGAUUAUCACCCCACCGCCGGUGUCAGACGCGGGACGCAAAGCGGCCCAAAUCCAGAAAAUGGGCGAGCAGGCGCGCGACUGGCCAUUGGACCGGAACUUUGCGACCUCGGCCCAAUACUCCAAGGCCGCAGCGGAUGUGGCCAAGGAGCUCGGAGUGCCAUGCUUAGACUUGUUCGCUCUGCUGCAGGAGGAGGAUAGAUGGCAGGAAAGAUGUCUCUGUGACGGGCUUCACCUCACGCCGCUGGGGCAGGAGAAGCUGGGCAACCAGCUGCGCUCGCUGCUGCGGCAAGAAUGGCCGGACAUCAGGCCCAUCGACCUGCCGACUCAGUUUCCCGCAUGGGACGCAAUCAAUUUCGAGGAUGUCAAGAGCAGCUUUAUCGACACGGAGGCUGCAUCCUAACGGCAUCACCAGGCGUCGGCAUAUGUGACGGGAGGAUUGGGACUUUAGUUAACAAUCCAGUGGAUAAUCCCAGGUUCCAUGAUGCAUGGAAGGUAGGGUACAGAAGCGCAACCAGAGCUUUGUGCUUCAAACUGUGGUGUACAGAAAACGGCCGCGGUGAUGGCGCGUGACCUUGGGCC